Messenger RNA from Cyanistes caeruleus (blue tit), 2197 nucleotides. Lineage: Eukaryota; Metazoa; Chordata; Aves; Passeriformes; Paridae. The record is from RefSeq and is a predicted model, not a curated record.
CCGGCUGGCCGGGGGCUGCGAGGUCUCCGGAAUGGUUUGUUUGUAAAACUUCCCCUUUCCACCGCCUGUGUACCUGGGCUGUAGAUUUAAAGCGAGCUCCGGUUUGACCAGGGCAGCUACCUUGCCUUGCUGGACACGGCAUCUUUGUCGCUGUGGGAAUAGCAUUUUAUCUUCGUACGUGUAUAUUUUAAUCUUUUGCAUGCAUAAGUUUUAAAGGACAUUCCUUUCUGCCUUGAAGUACUUCAGCUCUACAUCUUGUGUGAGCAACUCUCUGAGAGCCUUCCAGAAAAAACUGAUGAUAGGACGGGCUUUCUAUUGCUAUUUUAUUUUUGUAUUACUGUGUGUUUUAAUCAUAUCUCACUGCAACCAUGAGACUUUUUUCUGCGUACUGAUGGCCUCAUAAUAUUGUUCCAAACUAAAAUAAAAGAGCAAACCAAAUCUGUGCUGCGUGAAGAAAACUUUACUAAAACUAAAACCUAAGUGAAAUGUUCCUUUCUACCUUCCAUCUAUUCUAAAACAAAGUUGCAGACUUUUACCAGGAAACUUUUAUCUCAUUUGCAGUAUUUGAAUAUCACUACAGUUUAGAUGCAUGAAGCAAGUACAGCUGCACGUCUAAACUCUACUUUCAAACCCCUCUGCAAAGAGUGGCUUUGUAAAGUGUGGGGUGCAAGGGAAUAUUUUUUUCUUUUAAAAAACUGCUUCCUUCUUUUACCUGAUGUUACCUGAACAUUGGUUUUGUUUCUGGGAAGAUGGCAAGCCUAUGCUGCGCCAGGGGGACACGGGAGACUGGAUUGGCACGUUUCUGGGUCAUAAAGGUGCUGUUUGGGGUGCCACCCUGAACACAGAUGCCACUAAAGCAGCCACAGCAGCAGCAGAUUUCACAGCCAAAGUGUGGGAUGCUGUGUCAGGCGAUGAACUAAUCACACUGGCUCACAAACACAUUGUCAAAAGUGUGGAUUUUACACAGGAUAGCAAUUAUCUGUUAACAGGUGGACAAGAUAAGCUCUUGCGUAUCUAUGACUUGAGCAAGCCAGAAGCAGAACCGGAUGUUGUCAGUGGACAUACUUCUGGCAUUAAAAAAGCCUUAUGGAGCAGUGAUGACAAACAGAUUCUUUCAGCUGAUGAUAAAACUGUCCGCCUCUGGGACCGGAGUACCAUGACUGAGGUGAAGUCACUAAAUGUGGCAAUGUCAGUGAGCAGCAUGGAGUAUGUUCCAGAAGGACAGAUACUGGUGAUAACCUAUGGGAAGACUAUUGCUUUUCAUAGUGCAGAAACUCUAGAGCAGAUUAAAUCAUUUGAAGCACCUGCUACAAUCAAUUCUGCAUCACUUCACCCAGCGAAAGAAUGUUUGGUUGCAGGUGGUGAAGAUUUUAAACUCUAUAAAUAUGACUAUAAUACAGGAGAAGAAUUAGAAUCUUACAAAGGGCACUUUGGUCCCAUUCACUGCGUGAGAUUUAGCCCCGAUGGAGAGUUAUAUGCAAGUGGCUCUGAGGAUGGCACACUAAGGCUGUGGCAGACAACAGUAGGGAAAACCUAUGGCCUUUGGAAGUGUGUAGUUCCUGAAGAAGAGAAUGCAGAAGCAGCAAAAGCAAGGACUACCCUUCCAGGAACUGCAGAGGAGGAAAUAGUUGCAGAAGAGAUUGCCUCUGAAAACUCAGAUACAGUGUACAGCUCAACUCCUGAAGUGAAAGCCUGAUUACUGCAGCUGUUACGUGACACAUGGACAUGCGAGACUAAAUCAAGUGAGCAGUGACAGACAGCAGCCUUCCAGAGUGCGCUCCCUCCGUGGGGCAAAGAUGGGCAGUAAUUGAUGAGAAUGCGGUGGAACUGGCUAGGUGUUGUCUGUAAGAGAACUGAGCAUCCAAAUAAAAACCCAAAAGACAAGUAGCAGAGUUCUGCUGGCUUUUUGGCAUAACUGCCUACUGUCUUUUCAAAGAAGUGUGCAAGCCAAGAUCCAGUCUCUCCAAUCUCAAUUAGACUCAUUGUAGUGUGUUUUCAUUAUUACGAAGAAGAGAUACAAUGGCUUUUACCUUUUUUUUUUUUUCUCUUGAAAGUUGGAAAAAUUGGCUCUAGUUGAAAAGAGGGGAUUAUGUACUUAAAAGUAUUUGGUUCGGGUUUUGUUUCAUUGUAUGCUGCUUCUGAAUGUUUAACUGUUUUCAGUUGUCUAAAUAAAAUGCCUCUCCAAACUCGUACAUUA